Molecule: messenger RNA, 738 nt
Organism: Eucalyptus grandis
Lineage: Eukaryota; Viridiplantae; Streptophyta; Magnoliopsida; Myrtales; Myrtaceae
Product: NDR1/HIN1-like protein 6
Exons: 1
Coding region: 1-738 (245 amino acids)
Cellular component (GO): plasma membrane
Source: RefSeq, a predicted model, not a curated record
AUGGCGGACCAACAGAAGAUUCACCUGGUUGCAGAUUUGGAAUCACCACCCACCGUGCCUCUUGUGCCUCCUGGCGCCCCAGCUUCCGACAAGGCCACUAGCCCUCUUCACCAUCAGGGUCGUCCCAUCAUCAUCCCCUCCCGGCCGCCGAGAACCAGAAGCUGCUUCUGCAGGUGCUUGUGCUGGACAAUUUGCCUCCUGGUGGUCCUACUACUUGUGGUCGGGGCCAUGGCCGCGAUCCUCUAUGCCAUAUUCCAGCCGAAACUUCCGAAUUAUUCGAUACAGAAGUUGAGGAUAACCAACCUGAGGCUCAACAUCGACUUGACCCUUUACGCGAAGUUUGAAGUCCAGAUCAAGGCCAACAAUCCGAACAAAAGGAUUGGUAUAUACUACGAGAAGGGUGGGUGGCUAGCCGUUUGGUACGAGAAUGACAAGUUAUGCCAAGGUUCCUUGCCCAUAUUUUACCAAGGUCACAAGAACGUUACUGAGCUCAGCGUCUGGUUGAGCGGCAAGACGAAGUCUGGGAGCACAUUGAUGAAUGCACUUCAGGAGCAGCAACGGACGGGGCAGAUACCACUGAGUCUGAAUGUCGACGCUCCGGUCACGGUCAAGGUCGGGAGGUUGAAGCUGAGGAAGGUGAGGAUUCUGGGAAAGUGCCUGUUGGUGGUGGAUAGUCUGAGUACCAACAAUCUGGCCAGCAUCAAGGCGAGUGACUGUAGUUACAGGUUGAAACUUUGA